This is a messenger RNA of Cyanistes caeruleus (blue tit), 1931 nucleotides long. The record is from RefSeq and is a predicted model, not a curated record. NCBI's taxonomy places the organism in Eukaryota, Metazoa, Chordata, Aves, Passeriformes, Paridae.
ACCUUCACAUCCAGGGCCUUGUCCUGGCUUUAGGGAAGAGCCAAAGGAUGUUGGACAGGGAUUUGGUGCCAUGUUUUCCCACAGCUGCUGCCAUGUGGAGCUGCCUGGGGCCCAUCCUGCUGUUCCUGGUGCUGGCCGUCGUCCCCGCGCGCGCGGCGCUGAAGGUCACCCCAGCCGUGCUCUACACCAAGCCCAAACCUUCCCCAUCUGUCCCGGGGAAAAUCCCAUUCCCGGCAGCGCCCGGCAGAGCUGAGUUCCCCACGCUCUUCCCCUUGGAGAAUUCCACGCUGGACUCGGCCGAGUUCUUCUUCAACUGCUGCGACUGCUGCCCACCCACGGCGGGGCCUCGGGGCUGGCCGGGGCCACAGGGACCCCCAGGUCCCAGAGGGGAGAAGGGAGAUGCUGGGCUGCCAGGGCUGCCGGGAACUCCUGGCUCUCAAGGUCCAAAGGGCUCUAAAGGAGAAAGAGGAGGAAAAGGGGAGCAAGGGGAGCGAGGAGUGAGUGGAAGCCCCGGUUAUCCAGGGAAACCUGGGCUGCAAGGUGAAGCUGGAGCCAAAGGCAAUAAGGGCAACCACGGCUUCCCUGGACUGAAGGGACAAAAGGGUGCCAAAGGGGACACCUGUGACAACGGCACCAAAGGCGACAAAGGGGACAAGGGGGAUCCUGGAGAGCCGGGAGCGGGUGGAGAACAGGGGGACAAGGGAGAAAAGGGGGACACGGGGGAAAAGGGAUACUGUGGGGAGCCGGGGGGGAGAGGGGCCAAGGGGGACAGAGGGGAAGGCGGCACCAAGGGGGAAAAGGGCAGCAAAGGGGACACGGGCGCCGAGGGCACGCGGGGGGCGGCUGGCAAACAGGGAGAGAAGGGCGAGCAGGGNNGCAAGGGUGACAAAGGGGACCUGGGCCCCGCGGGCCUGGCGGGCCCCAGCGGGCCCAAGGGCGACCCCGGCACCAAGGGCGGCCGCGGAGCCCCGGGCAGGAAAGGCUCCCGCGGGGCCAAGGGCGCCCGUGGGGACGUCCCCAAGUCCCCGCGCUCGGCCUUCAGCGCGGGGCUGUCCAGGCCCUUCCCUCCUCCCAACGUGCCCAUCAGGUUUGAUCGCGUGUGGUACGACGAGCGCCAUGACUACGACCCCGCCACGGGCAAGUUCAACUGCAGCGUGCCCGGCGCCUACGUCUUCUCCUACCACGUCACCGUGCGUGGCCGGCCUGCCCGCCUCAGCCUCGUGGCCAGCAGCAGGAGGGUGGCCAAGGCCAGGGACACCCUCUACGGCCAGGACAUCGACCAGGCCUCCUUCCUGACCAUCCUCAAGCUGAGGGUUGGUGACCAAGUGUGGCUGGAGGUUGGGAAGGACUGGAACGGGCUCUACGCCGGCGCGGAGGACGACAGCGUCUUCACGGGGUUCCUGCUGUACCCAGAUGGUUUCGAGGUCAUUCUCUGAGUUUUUGGUGUGAAGAUAACCCUGAGGAACAUCUUUUCCCUCUGGGUGUGAGAGGAGAAAAGGGCAGCACCUUGGUUUAGUUGUUAUUUUCGUGAUGUUUUAACAAAAAUGUUGGCAUGUGCGAGGCGUGGAUUACUUUGAAGAUGUCACACAUCCUUUGUCCAUUGUCCAAACAUUAACAGGACCAGCGUGGGGAAGGUAUUUCCCAGCACAGUUUGGAAUUAGAAUAUUCAAAUCAUGGAAUGAAACUCCUUCCCAGCUCCUGCAGGCCUUGCAUGGUCCAAACUCGCUCUAGGAAUCAGUUCUGAUUUUGAUAAAAAUGCCAGGGUUUGAUUUAUAGAGCUCAGCCAGAUGGCAACAUGAGCAGUAGGUCCCUUGAAAUCACCUGAAAAGAUUUAGAGCUCUUUUAUCCUUGAAUCAGUAUUAUUUAGUGCUUUAGUCUUGGUCAUGAAUUAUAGAAAAGAAUUGUCUAAAAGAAUAUUAGAUCAGCGUAAA